Molecule: messenger RNA, 1501 nt
Organism: Juglans microcarpa x Juglans regia
Lineage: Eukaryota; Viridiplantae; Streptophyta; Magnoliopsida; Fagales; Juglandaceae
Exons: 2
Coding region: 733-1377 (214 amino acids)
Source: RefSeq, a predicted model, not a curated record
UAGCCAAAUCCAAACUCUACGAGUAUUGUUACUUUGCUUUGAAACAGUGUCAGGGCUCAAGGUGAACCUGGGCAAGUCUGAGAUGGUUCAUGUGGGUGUGGUUCCUAAUAUCCUCAGUUUAGCAAGCCUUCUGAAAUGUAAGGUGUCUUCUUUCCCAAUGAAAUAUCUUGGCCUUUCGUUGGGAGCAACUUUUAAGAAUAAAGUUAUUUGAGAUGGGGUGGUGGAGAAGAUAGAGAAAAUGUUGGCUGAUUGGAAACGAGUGUAUUUAUCAAAAGGGGGCCAUCUCACUCUUUUUAAGAGUACUCUCACUAACCUCCCCACAUACUUUUUAUCUUCGUUUCCUAUGCCUGCAGGGGUGGUGAAUAGGAUGAAGAAACUAUUUAGGGCAUUCUUAUGGGGAGACAUGGGGGAGGAGAAAAAAUUUCAUCUGGUUAGAUGGAAAACAAUUUGUGCCUCAAUUGUGAAUGAGGGGUUGGGAGUGUGUAACUUGAGAACUUUUAAUAAAGUUCUAUUGGGAAAAUGGCUUUGGAGAUAUCACUUGGAGGAGGGAUCAUUGUGGAAGGAAAUUAUUGAUGCUAGAUAUGGUGUCGUUAGGGGUAGUUGGUGUUCCAACAAAGUGAGAGGGGGGUAUGGUGUGGGUUUAUGGAAGUUUAUAAGGAAGGGGUGGCCAUGCUUUGCAAAUCAAAUCCGUUUUGUAGUUGGUGAAGGCAUUGAAUAAGUUUUUUGUGGGACAUGUGGUGCGGAGAUCAAACUUUGGAAAGGGCUUUCCCGGCUUUAUAUCGUAUUGCAGUUAAAAGGGAGGCAUCAGUGGCGGAUGUGCGGUUAUUUUCUCAUGGCUCAUAUCAGUGGAACAUUCUCUUUAGUAGGGAUUUUCAUGAUUGUGAAUUAUCAAUUGUUGCAGAAUUUUUCAGCUCACUAUAUUCUACAGGGACCCUUGUAGCACAGCGAGAUCGAUUGAAGUGGAGGUCUAAUAAUCACAAGUUAUGCACAGUGAAGGCGUAUUAUAACAUCUUGACAACACAAGAUCAUACUCUAUUUCCCUGGAAGAAUAUUUGGAGGUCUCAUGUGCCUUUUAAAGUAGCCUUUUUUGUUUGGGGUGCCGCUCUUGAGAAGAUCUUGAACACAGACAACUUGAGGAAGAGAGGAUGUGUAGUCAUGGAUUGGUGCUACAUGUGUAAAAAGAAUGGAGAAUCGGUGGUCCAUCUCUUACUACACUCGGAGGUAACAUGGGUGUUGUGGGAUGAGAUCUUUCAAAUGGUUGAUGUUGCUUGGGUUAUGCCUAUGAGGGUGGUGGAUCUGUUGGGUUGUUGGAGGAAGAUGCAAGGCUGUCAUCAAGUGGCAACGGUGUGGAAGAUGAUUCCGUUGUGCAUCAUGUGAUGUAUUUGGACUGAAAGGAAUGCGCGUUGCUUUGAAGAUAAGGAACGCACAUUGGCUGAGUUGAAGAAUUUUAUGUUCCACACUUUAUUGUCUUGGCUUUCCGCUAUUGUAUUGCUGGGGUAAC